This is a messenger RNA of Candidula unifasciata, 1363 nucleotides long. NCBI's taxonomy places the organism in Eukaryota, Metazoa, Mollusca, Gastropoda, Stylommatophora, Geomitridae. The record is from the annotation of a GenBank genome assembly.
GUGUCCUCUCUACAGGUGUCCUCUCUCAGGUGUCCCUCUCUACAGGUGUCCUCUCUACAGGUGUCCUCUCUACCAGGUGUCCUCUCUACAGGUGUCCUCUCUACAGGUGUCCUCUCUACAGGUGUCCUCUCUACAGGUGUCCUCUCUACAGGUGUCCUCUCUACAGGUGUCCUCUCUACAGGUGUCCUCUCUACAGUGUGUCCUCUCUACAGGUGUCCUCUCUACAGGUGUCCUAGGUGUCCUCUCUACAGGUGUCCUCUCUACAGGUGUCCUCCUCUACAGGUGUCCUCUCUACAGGUGUCCUCUCUACAGGUGUCCUCUCUACAGGUGUCCUCUCUACAGGUGUCCUCUCUACAGGUGUCCUCUCUACAGGUGUCCUCUCUACAGGUGUCCUCUCUACAGGUGUCCUCUCUACAGGUGUCCUCUCUACAGGUGUCCUCUCUACAGGUGUCCUCUCUACAGGUGUCCUCUCUACAUGUGUCCUCUCUACAGGUGUCCUCUCUACAGGUGUCCUCUCUACAGGUGUCCUCUCUACAGGUGUCCUCUCUACACGUGUCCUCUCUACAGGUGUCCUCUCUACAGGUGUCCUCUCUACAGGUGUCCUCUCUACAGGUGUCCUCUCUACAGGUGUCCUCUCUACAGGUGUCUCUCUACAGGUGUCCUCUCUACAGGUGUCCUCUCUCUACAGGUGUCCUCUCUACAGGUGUCCUCUCUACAGGUGUCCUCUCUACAGGUGUCCUCUCUACAGGUGUCCUCUCUACAGGUGUCCUCUCUACAGGUGUCCUCUCUACAGGUGUCCUCUCUACAGGUGUCCUCUCUACAGGUGUCCUCUCUACAGGUGUCCUCUCUACAGGUGUCCUCUCUACAGGUGUCCUCUCUACAGGUGUCCUCUCUACAGGUGUCCUCUCUACAGGUGUCCUCUCUACAGUGUUCCUCUCUACAGGUGUCCUCUCUACAGGUGUCCUCUCUACAGGUGUCCUCUCUACAGGUGUCCUCUCUACAGGUGUCCUCUCUACAGGUGUCCUCUCUACAGGUGUCCUCUCUACAGGUGUCCUCUCUACAGGUGUCCUCUCUACAGGUGUCCUCUCUACAGGUGUCCUCUCUACAGGUGUCCUCUCUACAGGUGUCCUCUCUACAGGUGUCCUCUCUACAGGUGUCCUCUCUACAGGUGUCCUCUCUACAGGUGUCCUCUCUACAGGUGUCCUCUCUACAGGUGUCCUCUCUACAGGUGUCCUCUCUACAGGUGUCCUCUCUACAGGUGUCCUCUCUACAGGUGUCCUCUCUACACGUGUCCUCUCUACAGGUGUCCUCUCUACAGGUGUCCUCUCUACAGCUGUUCUCUCUACAGGUGUCCUUUCUACAG